Molecule: messenger RNA, 780 nt
Organism: Centruroides sculpturatus (bark scorpion)
Lineage: Eukaryota; Metazoa; Arthropoda; Arachnida; Scorpiones; Buthidae
Product: Down syndrome critical region protein 3-like
Exons: 6
Coding region: 55-717 (220 amino acids)
Biological process (GO): intracellular protein transport
Cellular component (GO): endosome
Source: RefSeq, a predicted model, not a curated record
UAUUAAAUAGAUGAUUUCAUUUAUUUUCAGCCAAUUCAGUUGCUUCAUUUCAAUAUGGAAAUAUCAAAGCCUGGAAAAUUACCAGUUGGAAGAACAGAAAUUCCAUUUGAAAUACCUCUCAAACCAAAGCCAAACAAAACUUUAUAUGAAACAUAUCAUGGAGUAUUUAUUAGCAUUCAGUACAUGCUUCGUUGCGAAAUGAAAAGAUCAAUUUUAAAUAAGGAUUUGUUGAAGACUAUCGAAUUUAUUGUUGAAUAUAAGGUAAGUGAAUCUAAGCGAAAUAUUGUGCAAAAUUUAAAUAGUAAAAUAUUUUGGUUUGUCAUCAUUUAUAGAAGAAAAAUUCCAAAUUUCCUGAUCGCGGGAAAGCUCGAUUCUACUGUUUGCUCAAUUACGCAGCCAUUUAAUGGAGAGAUCUGCGUAGAAAAGUGUGACACUCAAAUUCGAUCCAUCGAACUGCAGUUGGUCAGACUGGAGACUUGCGGUUGUGCUGAAGGAUAUUCCAGAGAUGCAACGGAGAUUCAAAAUAUUCAGAUAGGAGAAGGCGACAUCUGCAGGGGCAUUGCCAUUCCUAUUUACAUGGUGUUUCCGAGAUUAUUUACUUGUCCAACUCUAAUCACAAACAAUUUCAAAAUAGAGUUUGAAGUGAACAUUGUCGUGGUAUUCGAAGACGACAGACUGAUCACGGAAAAUUUUCCAAUAAGGCUGACGAGGUUCUGAUUGUGUUGUUGUUCUUUCAAAAAUCAUUGUAUAAAAAAAUCAAUAAAAAUAUUUCAUACUUAA